GCUCGAGUGUCUGUCUGACAGCGUCCUUGUUCUGCGUCUCACACGGAGCGUAAGCAGCCCAGAACUGCGAAAGGAGAGAGGGCAGACAGUAUAACAAAGCAACAUUUCUCCCGGUGAUCCCCAUAUAUACCACAGACAACAGCUCACGCUCGCAGUUCCCUUCCAAGCGAUGAGCAUGGCCAGACUGGAUGUAACAGAGACCUUCCACAACAUCGCUUUCCCUGGGCACCUGCACACUCGCGAGUCUCUCCACUAUGCUGUCAACUUCCAGUUCCAGGACACAGAUACGCUCAUUGUGUCAUACCCCAAGUCUGGCACUACCUGGAUGCAGCAGAUCCUAACACUUUUGUACAGUCAGGGUGAUGAAACCGUGUCACACACCAUCCCAAACUGGGCACGGGCACCAUGGUUAGAGCAGUACUACUUCCCCAAAGUACUAGAAGUACUAAAGGAGCCGCGGAUCAUCACCACCCAUCUGCAGUACCACCUGCUAGCUCCCGCCCUCGAGGGAUCUCAGGCCAAGGUGAUCUACGUUGCGAGGAACCCAAAAGACCUCGCUGUGUCUUUUUAUCACUUCCACAAAAUGGCCAACUUCUUACCCAACCCUGACUCCUUUGAGGAGUUUCUGGAACAUUUCCUUGAAGGAACAGUAAAUUACGGCUCCUGGUUUGAUCAUGUGAAGGGCUGGACCAGUUCCAGAAGAAACGAUCUGAACUUUCUCUACAUAACUUAUGAGGAGCUGUGGGAGGACUUCAAAGGCUCGAUGGAGAAGAUCAGCACUUUCCUCCAGCACCCCCUGAUGUUGGAUGACAUACAGAAGAUUCAGAAGCACUGCACUUUCGCCAGUAUGAGGGAGAAUCCUAUGGUGAAUUACACCACAGUCGACAAGGAGAUCAUGGACCACAGCAAGGGGCAGUUCAUGAGAAAGGGGAAAGUCGGGGACUGGAAAAACACCUUUACCCCAGAGCAGAAUCAACGUUUUGAAAAUAUCUUCAGUUUGAAAAUGAAGAAUUCACACCUGAAGUUUACCUGGAAUAUCCAAAGUGACCAAUCAACGCAAUGGAAAAAUCAGCCACUGUUCUGGCCUCCAGAGUCUCAAAACUCAACCUUUCAAGCGAAUGGGUGUUAUGCAAACACAAGCGUGUAGAGAAGAUAGGUUCUCUGCUCGCGAGUGCAUACAUGCACAACAACCAAGAGUGUUCUGUAUCUCAAAAAUGUAGACUCUUCAGAACAGCCCCUUUUUGCUUCAGUGACAGCAAUGCAGACUCAUCAUUCCAGAUGCAGCCACCUGCAGUGUCUCUCCAACAGCCCACAAGGAGUUUCCAUAAAUUCUGGGAACAUAUUGGCUACCUUGCUGUUACUCUUCGAUUCAGCUCAUCCCAAACCAGCUGUACAACUCUUAGGUCAGGGGAUUGUGGAGGUCAGGCCAUCUGUUACAGCUCACCAUCUCUUUCCUGGUUCACUUUGGUAAUGAUUCUCAGUAGGUGUGUCCAGACUUUUGAUUCAUACGCUAUAAAUUAUGAUGCAAACAUGCAAAGAUUAUUUUCAUCAUGACUCCUUUUUUGUUUGAUUGUUUCUUGUCGAACUGGUCCAGCCCUUCGCAUUAUCAAACCAGGAACCAUAAUUCACUGCGAAGAAAAAAUAAGUGCGUAAGAUUUUGUAACAAUGCAACGAGUCAUUAAUGAUUUAUCAAGUGUAAUAACAGCAAUAUGAUGCGAAUGUUAUAUGUAAGCAAUAAUGUUAUUUUUAUCUCAUUUUUUUUUGUAAAAUAUGAUUUUGGAUUUAUAAGAAAACAUAUAUAAAGGUCAUUUCGGUGUCCUUCAGUGUCACAUCAGCAGACAGAGCAAAUCUAUAUCUGGACAUUUGAGGAACAUGAAUAACCUUCCUGUCUUUGCUGAGAGCUGAUGUCUGCUUUGCUGAAAGGAACCUCUGUGUACAGACGCAUUAAUGUCUCGACUAUGAAUUGCUCUUAUCUGAGACGUGAGAAAUAGGGAAUCUCGAGAAGGACGACAGAAGAGGAAGCAGAGAGGCGAUAGGAAAAUAUCGAAUAAAUGAAUCAGACAUAAUUAUUCCAGCUUGAUUACAUUAACCUGAGAGUAAACUAUGACAUACAUACAUGUGAGACGAGAAGGGAGAGUGACGUCCUGUGACAUCAUAAAGCAGGUACAUAAAAUCAGCUUGUUAAGAUGCAAAAAGGCAAGUUGCUAUUAGUGGCCAGCAAACCCAGCUACUCGGAGCUGUGUUACGUCCCUGUGUGCUUCCUCAGUAGUGGAAUGAGCUGCCGAACCACAUUGCGUGUAGCUCUGCCCAAAUACCAUUUACACUUCUACCUGGGCGUUCACUGUAAGCUCAGCCUAGCCCUGCUUACGCCUAGUCCACUCCACGUAUCUUUCUAAUGUGCUAUUUACCCUCACUUGUAUGUCAAAAUGAUAACGAGAUAUCAGUCAUCAAUCAUGAAUUGUUAAAGACCUAAUUAUUACUGUUGAUCCGAUCUCAUUUGAUACUCACAAUAAAAAUAUUCAGAGAAA
This is a messenger RNA of Brienomyrus brachyistius, 2528 nucleotides long. It is a transcript of the gene sult5a1, whose product is annotated as sulfotransferase family 5A, member 1. The record is from RefSeq and is a predicted model, not a curated record. Lineage: Eukaryota; Metazoa; Chordata; Actinopteri; Osteoglossiformes; Mormyridae. Gene Ontology annotation, cellular component: cytoplasm. Bases 170 to 1147 code for a protein of 325 amino acids. Gene Ontology annotation, biological process: sulfation. The transcript has 7 exons. Gene Ontology annotation, molecular function: sulfotransferase activity.